AUGCCUGUUGUUGAUAUACACAGUCAUCUGUACCCACCAGAGUACAUCGAAAUUUUUGAAGGCACGCAUCUGCCUGGUCGACCGCUCACGGACCACUACUAUUCAGUUACGGCAAAGAUUGCCUUUAUGGACACUCAUGACAUCGACAUCUCAGUUUUGUCGAUGGGAAAUCCAUGGCUCGAUUUCCUUGAGCCUUCGAUGGCGGGAGAAACUGCUGUUUCUAUGAACAAUGCCAUGAAUACACUAUGUGAAAAGUAUAAACAGAGACUAUACUUCUUUGCCAUGCUACCAUUAUCUCGGUUGGACGAGUCAACGAUUUUGGUCCAAGUCCAAAACAUCACCAUGCUCCCACAGGCCCGAGGAGUUGUCAUUGGCACCAACGGACUGGGAGACGGGCUUGACGAUCCGCGAUUGUUGCCCGUUUGGCGUGCACUAGCUGAGGCUGAUCUGCCUGUUUUUAUACACCCAAACUACGGACUUCCGGCCUCAGUAUGGGGUGGAAAGCACGGAAACAGUCAAAUAAUGCCGCUAUCAAUCGGCUUUACGGCCGAGACCACCAUCGCUAUUACCCGCAUGUUCCUAGCCAGAGUAUUUGACAAAAUACCGAAAUUGCGACUAAUACUUUCUCAUAGCGGCGGGACAUUGCCUUUUCUUGCCGGACGCAUCGAGGCAUUUAUAUUCGACAAGAUUGGACUAAAAGCUGCGGUAGAAGCAAGUGGUGUUGACCGUGUAAUGUUUGGCACUGACCAUCCAUUCUUUGCACCGGUUAAGAAGACAGCCCUCUGGCCGGCGAUGACUUGGAACCGAGAUGCGGUACGAGAGGCGCUCGGUGACGAGGAGUAUGCAAUGGUCAUGGGAGGGAAUGCAAAGAGGGUAUUACACUUGUAA
Messenger RNA from Talaromyces atroroseus, 888 nucleotides. RefSeq lists its product as hypothetical. The coding region runs from base 1 to 888 and encodes 295 amino acids. The transcript has 3 exons. Gene Ontology annotation, molecular function: carboxy-lyase activity; hydrolase activity. NCBI's taxonomy places the organism in Eukaryota, Fungi, Ascomycota, Eurotiomycetes, Eurotiales, Trichocomaceae. The record is from RefSeq and is a predicted model, not a curated record. Gene Ontology annotation, cellular component: cytosol; cytoplasm. Gene Ontology annotation, biological process: secondary metabolic process.